Messenger RNA from Dicrocoelium dendriticum, 215 nucleotides. NCBI's taxonomy places the organism in Eukaryota, Metazoa, Platyhelminthes, Trematoda, Plagiorchiida, Dicrocoeliidae. The record is from the annotation of a GenBank genome assembly.
GAUUUUGGAUUGGUAUCACCGUGGGGCUUGUGUCCCAAGCGAUUGUUUGCUGUGUCAUCUGCAGCUGCAUUGAUUGGAAGAAACAAGUAGAACUGGCGCGCAAGAGAACAAAAGACGUUUGCUUGGCAAAUCCAGAUGAAAACACCGUAGAUGGCUACAAUUCAGCUAAUUCCAUAAUGAAUCGCUAUAAUGAGAGUAAGUUCUUCCGCCUUUAA